AUGAGUUACUUCCUGUCCUACUGCAAAGCUCACGGCGGCGCGCUGCUCACCGGCUACCAGGCCCUGCGCGCCGAGGGCUUCUUGUGCGACGUGACGCUGGAGGCCGAGGGCAGCGAGUUCCCGGCGCACCGGUCGCUGCUGGCCUGCUCCAGUGACUACUUCAGGGCCCUGUUCAAGAGCCACACCCGGGAAUCCCGGGAGCGCGUGAUCCACCUGCACGUGCCGUCGGCGGCGGGCCUGCAGCGCCUGCUGGACUUCAUCUACACCGCCUGGCUGCCGCUCUCCAUGGACACCGUGGAGGACACGCUGGAGGCCGCCAGCUACCUGCAGGUCACCGAGGCGCUGGGGCUGUGCGGCCGCUACCUGGAGCGCCAGCUGGCCCCGGAGAACUGCUGCUUCGCGGCCAACAUGGCGGCGCGCUUCGGCCUGGCGCACACGCAGGGCGAGGCCGAGCGCCGCAUCAUCCGCCACCUGCGCGAGCUGCUGGCGCGGGGCGCGGGGCCCUCGGGGCUGCUGGAGCUCAACCCCGCGUCCCUGAAGGCCGUGCUGGGCGCGCCCGACGUGGCGCGGGUGCCCGAGGCGCGGCUGCUGGGCCUGGCGCUGGCCUGGCUGCGGCGGGAGCCCAAGGCCGAGCGCAUGGCGCACGGCGCGGCGCUGCUGGAACGCGUGCGCUUCGGCCUGGUGCCCGCCGCCGAGCUGCGGCGCGUGUACUCGGGGUCCGGCCUCGCGCUGCCCGCGCGCAUCAAGGGCCUCAUCAUCCAGGCCCUCAACUACCACACGGCGCCCUCCCGCCAGCCGCUCCUGCAGGGCGAGCAGACCACCGUCCGGAGCCCCCAGACCCGCAUCUUGUUGGUCGGGGGGCGCAGGGGGCGGGAGGUGGUGACCCAGCCGGUCGUGGCCCCGCGGCCGGUAGCCCGGGUCCGGGUCAUAGUGGUGGAGGCCCAGGAGGAGGAGGAGGAAGAGGAGGAGGAGGAGCAGCAGGAGCAGCAGCAGGAGCCGGAGGAGGAGCAGCUGGAGGAGGAGUGUGAGCUCACCCAGGACGUGGUGGCCUUCGACGUGUACAACCACCGCUGGCGCAGCCUCACGCGGCUGCCCGCCCCGCUGCUGGGGCACUGCGUGUGCACCGCAGGCAACUUUCUGUACGUCCUGGGCGGGGAGCGCCCUCCCGGGGACGCCUCCUCUCCCCAGGCGGGCGGCCCGCGGGUGGUCACGGCCGAAGUGCACCGUUACGACCCCCGCUUCCACGCUUGGACGGCCGUGCCCGCUCUGCGGGAAGCGCGGGCCCACUUCUGGUGCGGCGCCGUGGGCGAGGGGCUCCUGGCCGUCGGGGGCCUGGGCGCGGACGGGGAGGCGCUGGCUUCCGUGGAGAUGUACGACCUGCGCCGGGACCGCUGGACGGCGGCGGGGGCGCUGCCGCGGGCGCUGCACGGCCACGCGGGGGCCGUCGGGGACCGGGGCGUGGUCUACGUUUCCGGGGGCAAGGCGGGGAGAGGCGAGAGCGGCUCGAGCAGUCUCCGCGACAUGUACGCUCUGGGCCCAGGGGAGCGGGACUGGAGCAAGAGGGCGCCCAUGGGCACCUCCCGCUUUGGGCACCACAUGGCGGCGCUGCGCGGGGCGGUGUUCGCCUUUCUGGGGCGCUACGAGCCCUUCUCUGAGAUCGAGCGCUACGACCCGGGUGCAGACCAGUGGACUCGGCUGCAGCCGCUCCCCUACGACCGUUUCUGCUACGGUCUGGCCGUGGUGGAGGAGACGGUGCUGCUGCUGGGCGGCCUCAAAUGGCGGCACUCGCGCCAGGUGCCUACCCGCAACGUGGUGGGCUAUGACCUCGACCUGGACCGCUGGGAGGACAUCGACUGCGCGCUGCCCUGGGCCUGGAGCGGCCUGCAGUGUGGGGUGCUGCAGCUGGCCGAGGGUGCGGACGAGGAAACCGAGGGGGAGCCCGGAGAGCUGCCAGAUUUGGUGUAGGGCUCGUGAAAGCGUUAG
Molecule: messenger RNA, 1983 nt
Organism: Talpa occidentalis (Iberian mole)
Lineage: Eukaryota; Metazoa; Chordata; Mammalia; Eulipotyphla; Talpidae
Gene: KLHL34
Product: kelch like family member 34
Exons: 1
Coding region: 1-1965 (654 amino acids)
Molecular function (GO): protein binding
Source: RefSeq, a predicted model, not a curated record